Williopsis jadinii is the source of this 192-nucleotide messenger RNA. RefSeq names its product C2H2-type zinc finger protein. The record is from RefSeq and is a predicted model, not a curated record. Gene Ontology annotation, molecular function: RNA polymerase II cis-regulatory region sequence-specific DNA binding; DNA-binding transcription factor activity, RNA polymerase II-specific. Lineage: Eukaryota; Fungi; Ascomycota; Saccharomycetes; Phaffomycetales; Wickerhamomycetaceae. The transcript has a single exon. Gene Ontology annotation, cellular component: chromatin. Gene Ontology annotation, biological process: regulation of transcription by RNA polymerase II. The annotation marks the transcript as partial.
AACAAGGCCUCCAAGAUCCCAUGUGAUAAGAAGCAGCACGUCUGUCCACUGUGUGGAGGCGUGUUCCAAAGGCCUGAACAUGUCAAGAGACACAUGAGAUCCCAUUCGAGUGAGAAACCGUUUGAAUGCGAUGAGUGUGGGAAGAAGUUCAAUAGGCCAGAUAAUCUGAGGGCUCAUGGGAGAAAGAUACAC